CAAGUUUCAGAUGAAGAUGAAGAAGCGACUGCAGGAGCUUGAGAAUCAGCUGGACGCGACCAUGAACAACGAGGUUCGCUUAAAGGCUUCGCUGCACCAGAAAGACAACGAGAUCAAAAGAAUCUCGAUGAGGUUGAAGGAAGUGGAGAGGUCUCUGAGCGAGGCUGAAGACAAGCACGCGAUGAUCCAGGGGUGGCUGACGGACGAGAUGCAAAUCAUGAGCAACAAGAUCAACCGAGCGAGCGACAGCCUCGAGCGAAAGACGCGAAGGAUGCAGCAGCUGACCUCGGACCUGGAGGAGUGCAGCUCUGCCUACGUUCGCACCCUCACGGAGCUGUCAAAGUCGCAGAGUCUGAGCAGCAGGCAUAGCUCGCCGGGCCGAAGCCCCGUGGAUGCAGCAGGGGAGAUAGGAAGCAUCGAGCAUGCGAGCCAGCAGGAUCGACUGCUGCAGCGAUCGAUGAAUGCGCGCGAAGAGAUCGAGAGCAUCCACGAGGAGAGCAAGAAGAACAUGGAGACGUUGCGGAGGGCGCAUGCUGACUUCAGAAAGAAGAUCCUGAAGGCCAUGAGCUCCUCCCCCUCCAGCCCCCUGCUGGCUCAUGCCCAAGACCGAUCAGGCAGCUCAGACGAGCAGGAAGCCGGAUGGCGAGGAUCUUGACGGCUCGUCGGGUGAAGGAAGCAGGAUGGGUCCUAGCGGCAGCGAGUUAAUAGAUGAAUUGAGAGAUG
This is a messenger RNA of Guillardia theta CCMP2712, 723 nucleotides long. RefSeq lists its product as hypothetical. The transcript is spliced from 7 exons. NCBI's taxonomy places the organism in Eukaryota, Cryptophyceae, Pyrenomonadales, Geminigeraceae. The coding region runs from base 17 to 655 and encodes 212 amino acids. The record is from RefSeq and is a predicted model, not a curated record.